This is a messenger RNA of Jaminaea rosea, 1735 nucleotides long. Its product is annotated as acetylornithine and succinylornithine aminotransferase. The transcript is spliced from 4 exons. Gene Ontology annotation, cellular component: mitochondrial matrix. The record is from RefSeq and is a predicted model, not a curated record. Gene Ontology annotation, molecular function: identical protein binding; transaminase activity; pyridoxal phosphate binding. NCBI's taxonomy places the organism in Eukaryota, Fungi, Basidiomycota, Exobasidiomycetes, Microstromatales. Bases 41 to 1585 code for a protein of 514 amino acids.
CCUCUUGAUCGAUAGCAUACAACCACCUACAAUCGCGAAGAUGCUUGUGCCACGCCCCAGCUCAUCAUCAUCAUCAUCAGCCUUGCGUCAAUUGCUACGCACAUCCUCAUCAACAGUGCCGUCAUCAUCAUGUCGCCCGUUCAGCACCUCGGCCUCCUGCCUCGCUCGCAGCGCCCCCUGUAGCGAGUACAUGGCCGUCUCUCAUCCGGACUCUAGCGCUUCACCAGACUCUGUUGUGGCCAAGACUCUGGCUAGAUUCGACAAGGCUACACUCGCUACGUAUGCUCGCCCGACCGUGCUGCUGACUAGGGGCAAGGGGCUGGAUCUUUGGGCCAAGAUCGAUCCUUCCAGCUCUCCUACCUCUUCUUCAGAGCGACACUACCUCGACUUCUCCUCGGGCAUCGCUGUCAACUCGCUCGGUCACGCGGACGAUGAGAUUGCCCGAAUCGCAGGCGAGCAGGCUGGCCAACUCGUUCACUCGAGCAAUCUGUAUCACAAUGAGUGGAGUGGAGAACUGGCGAAUCGCAUGGUAGACAUGACUCGGGAGCAUGGUGGACUGGGUCUUACGAAGGGAACCAAGGAGGGGGAGGGCGAUGAGAUGAAGGUCUUCUUGGCGAACAGUGGGACAGAGGCUAAUGAGGCCGCUCUCAAAUUCGCACGCAAGUACGCAAUGGUUACGGCAGGCACUGGUCCAGGCGAGAAGAGCGGCCUCAUCUCCUUCCGCAACGCCUUCCACGGACGCACAAUGGGAGCCCUCUCCAUGACGCCCAACCCUAAAUACCAAGCCCCCUUCGCACCGCUCAUCGGCGACGUGCACUACGGGGACUACAACUGCCCACCCUCUGCCCUCGAGUCCCUGAUCACCGACAAGACGGCAGGCGUCAUCGUCGAGCCCAUCCAGGGUGAAGGUGGCAUCUAUCCGGCGAACACAGAAUGGUUGAUGGCGCUGAGGAAGAGAUGCGAUGAGGUUGGCGCCUUGCUUAUCUACGAUGAGAUCCAGUGUGGCCUCUUCCGAACUGGAACCCUUUGGGCUCACUCGAGCCUGCCCGUUGAGGCACACCCGGAUGUGGUCACCAUGGCCAAGCCCCUGGCCAAUGGGUUUCCCAUCGGAGCCGUGCUGAUGAGAGGAAGGGUGGGGGAGGCAAUCAAGGUUGGAGACCAUGGUACCACAUUCGGGGGAGGGCCGCUCACCUCGCGCGUGGCGCACCAUGUGCUUGGCCGCCUCGCUGAGCCGGGUUUGAGGGAGCGUCAGAGCCGUGCGUCACAACACCUCUUUGGGCGCUUGGAGAAGUUGAGGGACUGGUUUCCCGAUCUGGUCGCUCAUGAGGCUGGGUCCUCAGAUGUGACCAAGCUCUCACCCCGUGGAAGGGGUCUGCUGGUUGGAAUGAGCAUGAAGGAGGCAAGCGAUGCGGGAAAGGUGGUGAGGAUGGCGAGGGAGAGGGGGCUCAUUGUGCUUAGCGCUGGCAGCGAUGCGUUGCGAUUCACGCCCAGCUUGACGGUCACUAUCGAGCAGGUGGAUCGGGCGAUGGAUGUUCUGGAGAGCUGUUUCCUUGUACUGAGGGAGGAGAAGCAGGGCAACAAGUAGGCGAAGCGGCCGUUGGUAUGACUGAUAGACAUUGAAGUGGCGCGGUGCACGAACGACGACCGAAAAUAGACGAUACACUACAUAACCCUUCUCUCCCUCAUGGAGCGCUCAGAGCCAGCUCGAGGAAUUGAUCGUAGUUGAGCUGUGCCC